This is a messenger RNA of Meriones unguiculatus (Mongolian gerbil), 2386 nucleotides long. RefSeq names its product lysosomal membrane ascorbate-dependent ferrireductase CYB561A3. The record is from RefSeq and is a predicted model, not a curated record. The transcript is spliced from 8 exons. NCBI's taxonomy places the organism in Eukaryota, Metazoa, Chordata, Mammalia, Rodentia, Muridae. The coding region runs from base 292 to 1092 and encodes 266 amino acids. Gene Ontology annotation, molecular function: oxidoreductase activity. Gene Ontology annotation, cellular component: lysosomal membrane.
CUCUGUAGCGGGUCCUGCGUGCAGUCUCUACAGGUUUGCCAGAAACUCAAUUCUUCAAAGUCCAAGAGGAAGCUGGGGAGUGGCAGCUCCUGCGCUUGAGGCGACUGGCUGGUCGCGGGACCUACCCCCAAGGUGGUGUUUGUAGAGGCUUCGAUGCUUUUCAAAAGGCGUUUUAUCGAAAGACUUGCCAGGACCAACUUGAUCAAAGCCGUGUUCCUGGAAUAGAUCCGACUGUCCCGAAGGACGAACGACCGGUCUGUGAGCACUUGUACUAAGGAGUUCUUGAUCAGAAUGGCUUCAGGAAGGUUUUACCUGUCCUGCAUGGUCCUGGGGUCCCUGGGAUCAAUGUGCAUCCUCUUCACCAUCUACUGGAUGCAGUACUGGCGCGGCGGCUUUGCCUGGGAUGGCAGUAUGCACAUGUUCAACUGGCACCCGGUGCUUAUGAUUUCUGGCAUGGUGGUGCUCUAUGGCGCUGGGUCUUCCUACAUAGCCCAGCCUGACUUUGACCAGCGUAGCAUCCUUCUGUCUCAGCCUUCUGAGUGUGUAGCCUCCCUGGUGUACCGCCUGCCCUCCUCAUGGGUGGGGCCCAAGCUGCCCUGGAAAAUCCUCCAUGCAGCACUGCACUUGCUGGUCUUCACCUUCACUGUGGUGGGGCUGGUUGCCGUCUUUCAGUUUCACAACCAUUCAAAAAUCACACACCUCUACUCCUUGCAUAGCUGGCUGGGCAUCACCACUGUCAUCCUCUUCGCCUGCCAGUGGUUCCUGGGCUUUGCCGUCUUUCUUCUGCCGUGGGCAUCCCAGUGGCUUCGAAGUCUCUUGAAGCCUGUGCACGUCUUCUUUGGAGCCUGCAUCCUUUCCCUGUCCAUCACUUCUGUUAUUUCCGGCAUAAAUGAGAAGGUUUUCUUUGUUUUGAAAAAUGCCACCAAGCCCUACUCCAGCCUGCCUAGUGAGGCUGUCUUUGCCAACAGCACUGGGCUCUUGGUGGUGAUUUUUGGCGUGCUGGUUCUCUAUGUUCUUCUGGCUUCAUCAUGGAAACGUCCAGAUCCAGGAGCUCUGACUGAUAGACAGCCCCUGUUGCAUGACAGGGAGUGAAGCGGGCAGGGGCUCCUGGGAACCAUCGGCGAUGCGGUCUCUGCUCCCUCAGAAGCUCUGCUGUACUUGGGCUCCUGGUUGUUUUCAGCAACAGACUUCUCUUGGGCCAGAGACCAAACUUGCUACUCCAGUUCCAGGCUUGCUCUCUCCGGCCACUUGCUGUCCAUCUGCUUUUCUUGAUGGCUUUGACUUGUUGGCAUUUUUCUGGUCCUCCAUUUGUACAAGGGCUUCCUUGCCUUGGUCUGCUGGUCUGUAGAAUUGGGGCUGUUUUCUCCUCACCACUCCUAGGGAUGUGGUAGAAGCCAAAGCUGAGGCUCAAAUGUAGCCCACACAUACAAGAUAUAAAGUCUGCUCUCUGUGGGAGCAUUUGUCUCAUUAGGCAGGCUUCCUCUGCCUCUGUUCUGUCCUGGGUAUGCGUUUGGGUGGGCAGCAGCGUUGGGAGGUAACUAAUGGGACAGCAGCAGCAGGACAAGUUCUUGCUGUAAUGUCAGGUGCCAGUUACUCUGCUCACUUUGAUGCACUGUGCUGUGUAUUGUGACCAUGUGGCUCCCCUUCUUCUAGUUGCUGCUUCAGUUGCUGCCUGGAUCCUGCCCUUUCCCUGUGACUUACAUGCCUGUCCCCCUCAGGUAGCCCUACCAGCCCUGGCAAACUGUUCUCCCAAGAACAGACAGCCUGCCCCUAGAGUCCCAAGUGAUGAGUGACAGAGGUUUCUGUGUCCUUCCUUUCUGUCUCCUUGUGGGUAUGGGCUUUCCUGCCUCCUCUAGUUAUGCUCUCCCCUGACAGGGCCCUGGCCUACUAUGAGAUUAAAAUCAGCAUUAUUAAGCAAUUUACUGGGCAGAGUCCUGGGAGCCACUGCUGCCUUCAGAGGUGUUCCUUAUUAGUACUGGGUGCUUCUGUUCCCCAAAAGGCCACCCAUAUUCCCUCUAUGAUAUGCCAGAGUGUGAACUUUACUCUUCUCCUGAAUAGAAACUGAUUAGAGAGGGAGGAGUCUGGCUCGCUCCUUUGUGUUGGCCUGUGGCACUUCAUGCCUUCUUCAGAUAAGCCCUGCCAGAUCCCCUUAGCAGGCAGGCAGGCAGGAGCUGGGUUCCUGCACUCCCUGCAGAUAGUGAUCAGGCUGAACUUCAGUUCCACUGCCAGAAAUUGGAAGGAGGGCUGGCCCAUUCUGACUGAAGCCUGAACACCAUUGGGAUGACUACUGGGCACCUUGGACAUGACCAGCUCCCCUGGCUCACUCACGAGUGGGUAUUUUACUUCAUGAAUCUGAUCUUUAUUAAAUGUAUUUUUAAAUAUUAAA